AUGGAAUUCUCUAAAGAACCGAAUUGCUAUGAUUUAAAUUUUUCUUCACAAAAAUUGGGUGAACACACUCGAAAUAAGCUUUAUUCAUUCUGUUAUGAUACGCCAAAAAACCAGAAAGAAGCUGAAGAUAAAACUAAAGAGGUUAUCAAAGCAUUAUUUAAUAAAGUUAUUAAUGAUUCUUCAAUUUUUCCAGAAAAACCUGACAAAUUAGUAAUUAGACUUAGUUUUGAAGAAUAUGAUAACCUAAAACUAUUUAUACAUGAAAAUAU
Messenger RNA from Racocetra persica, 269 nucleotides. The record is from the annotation of a GenBank genome assembly. NCBI's taxonomy places the organism in Eukaryota, Fungi, Glomeromycota, Glomeromycetes, Diversisporales, Gigasporaceae.